CCGAGCGCUCCGUCCAUCCACAGCGGCGGAGAUGGCGGACCCCCCAGCGGAGACCACCAUCAAGGUGGUGUGCCGGUUCAGGCCGCUGAACCGCUCGGAGUUGGCCCGUGGAGACAUAUACGUCCCGAAGUUUCAAGGGGAGGACUGUGUGCAAAUGGGGGGUAAACCGUACUACUUUGACCGCGUGUUCCAGUCAGAAACAACCCAGGUGCAAUUCUACAAUGCUGUGGCUCAGAAGAUUGUCAGGGAUGUCUUGGAAGGCUACAAUGGGACGAUAUUUGCAUAUGGGCAGACAUCCUCUGGUAAAACGCACACAAUGGAGGGGGAUCUCCAUGACCCAGCCAUGAUGGGAAUCAUUCCCAGAAUUGUUCAAGACAUUUUCAACUACAUUUAUUCCAUGGAUGAGAACCUGGAGUUUCACAUCAAAGUUUCAUAUUUUGAAAUCUAUUUGGACAAAAUCAAGGACUUGUUGGAUGCCACAAAGGUCAACCUCUCAGUGCACGAAGAUAAAAACAGGGUGCCCUAUGUCAAGGGGUGUACAGAGCGUUUCGUGAGCUGUCCCGACGAGGUCAUGGACGCCAUAGACGAAGGCAAAAGCAGCAGACAUGUGGCUGUCACAAGUGAGUUCACACACUGA
Molecule: messenger RNA, 637 nt
Organism: Notothenia coriiceps (black rockcod)
Lineage: Eukaryota; Metazoa; Chordata; Actinopteri; Perciformes; Nototheniidae
Product: kinesin heavy chain isoform 5C-like
Exons: 7
Coding region: 32-637 (201 amino acids)
Biological process (GO): microtubule-based movement
Molecular function (GO): microtubule motor activity; microtubule binding; ATP binding
Source: RefSeq, a predicted model, not a curated record